GUUCACGAUCACUAUUAACAGUGUUUAUGCUACGAUACAGCAAGCUAUAUUCAAAACCUGAUAAAGGCUGCCAACAAAUCUAGUGUUUCACACAUUUGGCCGAAGCAGGAGUCUAAGGGUGCGGUCUCUAACAUCAUCGCGUGCUGUACUAGUGUUUUCUGGUAAGCAGGUACAUACGAGCAGACAAUAUGGCAGAUUCUACAUCAGUGGUAAAACCAAGUUGGAAUCCUAUACAAUUAAUAUGCGUGUGUGUAUUCUGUGUAGGACCUGCUGCAGUCUUUAGACUGCCAUAUAUUAUGUAUAGAUCUGGAGGGUCUGCUUAUUUGAUUCCCCACUAUUUCUUCCUGUUUGUGAUCUUCCUGCCUGUUGUUGUCCUGCAGAUGCGGGCUGGCUCUAUUACAGGGAAGGGAAUUGUAGCGAUGCCAGCGAAGUACAUGCCUAUCAUCAAAGGUAUAUCUGUAGCCUUAGUGUUGAAGACUCUUCUAGAGAACAUCUAUAUAGGUUCCUUGUUUGGUCAGAUGAUAUACUACAUGGGGGCUACUGGGAACCAGGCGUUGUUGCGACAGAUGUCAACAUGCAGCAAUCGUUGGAAUACUCCAAAUUGUUUUGAUCCGUUUGAUUUCAGUCAACAGAAUAGUACUACUUCGACCACUGCCAAUGAAUAUGGAUCAUAUAAUUACGAAAUGUAUAGACCAAAAAUACACCCAGUAAAGGAAUAUUACAGCAAUGCGUUUCUGGAGAUAUCAGAAGGAAUUGAAUACGCAGGGCCUGUAAGAGGUUUGUACUUAGUGGGAGUCUUGUCAUUCUGGAUUCUCAUGUUUCUCUCCACCUUUGCCGGCCCCAAUAUAUAUGGCUGGAUUAUGACUGGCGUAGCUCCUUUAUCUAUUAUCCUUGCUUUAGUAGUGAUGGUGCGAGGCCUAACUCUGCCGGGAUCUUCUGAAGCCGUCCUCUACACGACACAUCCGGAUUAUAGUGUCCUUCGAAGACCUCAACUAUGGUUGGAUGCAUUAGUAACCCAUUUAUAUGCUCUGGAAGUUACAAGCAUCACGUUGCCUACUAUUGGGAAACACACUGGCAAGGGGAAGAUCAUGAGUUGGUUGGCUCCUUGUAUUUUGAUUCUCGUGUACUCUCUUCUACCAAUACUGGCAAUGUUCACGUUUUGGUCAUAUCAGGGAUUUGUGGCCCAUCAGCUUGGAAUAUCGAUCAAUGACGUUCUACUUUCAGGCACAGAAUUUCUCACAGUAAACAUUGUAUCAGCUGUGUCGAUGAUGCCAAUGGGAACCGUUUGGGGACCGCUCAUUUUCCUCACGUUCCUUAUCUUCACUGGUCAAGGCAUGGCGAUGAGAGUCCUAGCAAUUGUUGAUAACAUCUCCAUACCAAACGUAGACAAGAAGCGUUUCUUACCGAGAAUGAUGAUAACUUUUCUAGUGUGCUUUAUUAGUUUCAUACUGGGAAUACCUUACACUCUUCAGUCUGGUCAAUAUUGGUUUUUCCUUAUGGACAAUUCUUUGUGGUUACCCGGAUUCUUCUAUAUGGCAACAAUUACAGUGGUGUAUUGUAUUUGUUAUGCCAAGACAGGGAAGUCAGUCGUGGAGAAGAUUUUCGUGCUUGCAAUACCAGGAUUUAUGUCUUUAAUUGUCACAAUUGGUUUAAUUCUCAUGUUGGCUUCUCGUGGAAAUGACGCCAUUUUUAUGGGUGAUUAUGUAUUUCCUUAUUGGAGUAAACACCUUGGUCGUGUUAUUGCCGCUGCUCCGAUUAUAAUAGGCAUAUUGGGAGGAGCAGUCCAUGCUGUGUUAACACAAGACGGCAACAUUGUUCAAAAAAUCAACAAAGCCUUCAUGGGAACAAGUGACAGACCGGAAAAUGUUUACCAGCAGACAGACCGCGAUAUUCCACUGAAUCAGGGUUACCCCCAACAAGGAUAUCCCCAACAAGUCUAUUCCCAACAAGGGUAUCCCCAACAAGUAUAUUCCCAACAAGGAUAUCCCCAACAAAGUUAUCCCCAGCAAGGAUAUCCCCAACAAGGUAAUCCCCAGCAAGGAUACCCAAAACAAGAUGACACCCAGCAGGUUGACAAUCCAAAUCUUGGAAAUACUGAUCUGCCAGAAAAAACAAAGUUAUAAUUCAAACGAAGUACGAGAUCCUUUAUGACAUAGCAACCUAUUUCAUUGUGACAUACUUUCACUGCGAUAUAAACCUUAUAUACAUGUACAUACAUAUUUUUAUCUUUGACAAUUUCACAAAUAAUAUUUUUACCGUUAUUAUUAUUUGUGGAUUUAACUACAAAAACAUUUAGACAAUU
Messenger RNA from Owenia fusiformis, 2302 nucleotides. The record is from the annotation of a GenBank genome assembly. NCBI's taxonomy places the organism in Eukaryota, Metazoa, Annelida, Polychaeta, Sabellida, Oweniidae.